AUGUGCAAGGCUCAUGUUCUACGGUUCUGCUGUGGACACGGCGUGCUCAUGGGGCUCGAUGUUUGCAAAGUGGCUCCGUGUCCGUUGGUCAAGACCACUGGAGUAAAGUUGCCACAACAACCGUACAAAUGCUACAAUUGCCAGAACCGGCUGCCCAGCUCGUCAAUGAGGCGGCCGUUGGCUUCCAGGGGUGCGUCCUGCUCAUCUAGUGGAAGCUUGGAUUCCAAUUCUUCCGCCACGUCGGCCAUUACACCGCCUUCGCCUAUCUCGAGAAGGGACAAGAUGGCCAUGGCACCUCUUCCGGGUGUUGCUCGCCAGCCCCCUGAAUGCGGGGCUUUUGGUCGCAAAUUCAAUCGAUCACAGUCCGUGUCGUCGAAAGGAUUUUCCUUCUCCUGUUCCUCAUCCACUCAUUAUCCGGCGCCCCACUACAUGAACUUGCCGGCUUUCCUGCCUCACCAGGAUCACCCGUGUCCCCCAUGCCAACUGGAAGAACUCCGGAUCAAAUCCGACAAGGAGGCUAUCUCGUCCGCUGUUGCCGAGUAUCCCCACUUGAGAAAAGAGAUGCUGGUCAAAGACGGGAGGACAUGGGAAGACUGUCAAAGCAUGCCUACGCUGGAGGAGUACGUCGAGGAGAAACGAUCAGACGAAAGACAAAUGUGGCUCCAUGUGACGAGGAAAUGGACCCAAGACCUGAAAAAGGCACGCGUUCUUGUUGCUGAGGAAGACGGGCUUGGACUUUUGGGGUGA
Molecule: messenger RNA, 747 nt
Organism: Exophiala dermatitidis NIH/UT8656
Lineage: Eukaryota; Fungi; Ascomycota; Eurotiomycetes; Chaetothyriales; Herpotrichiellaceae
Exons: 1
Coding region: 1-747 (248 amino acids)
Source: RefSeq, a predicted model, not a curated record